Messenger RNA from Camellia sinensis, 546 nucleotides. The record is from RefSeq and is a predicted model, not a curated record. NCBI's taxonomy places the organism in Eukaryota, Viridiplantae, Streptophyta, Magnoliopsida, Ericales, Theaceae.
AUGGAACCCUAUGAGGCUCUGUAUGGAAAACCAUGUCGUUCCCUUGUGUAUUGGGCAGAAGUUGGAGAUAGGUCAUUAUUAGGGCCCGAAAUUAUCCAACUGACAACUGAAAAGAUUAAGACUAUUCGGAAAAAACUCAAAACUGCCCAAAGUAGGCAAAAGAGUUAUGCGGAUGAUCGACGAAGAGAUUUGGAAAUUGAAGUAGGUAAUCACGUUUUUGUAAAGGUUACUCUGAUAAAGAGGCAUCCCAGAUUCGGAAAAAGGGAUAAGUUAACACCCCGAUAUGUUGGUCCGUUCCAAGUUCUAGAGAAAGUGGGUGCAGUAGCUUACCGAGUUGCUCUUCCACCAUGUAUGAGCCCAAUACAUAAUGUAUUUCAUGUAUCUAUGCUUCGAGGGUAUCUUUCGGAUCCGUCUAAUGUUAUUGAUUACCACCAAAUCGUUCUAGAUGAUAAGUUAACUUAUGAAGAAAAGCCAAUUCGAAUUCUAGAUUGGCAAGUGAGACAACUACGGAACCGAGAGAUUUCGAUGGUGAAAAUCGAAUGGUAG